Molecule: messenger RNA, 1235 nt
Organism: Sorghum bicolor (sorghum)
Lineage: Eukaryota; Viridiplantae; Streptophyta; Magnoliopsida; Poales; Poaceae
Product: ricin B-like lectin R40G3
Exons: 4
Coding region: 42-899 (285 amino acids)
Source: RefSeq, a predicted model, not a curated record
GCCCGGACCGAUCGAUCCAUUUCCCACCCCGAUCGCCAAUCAUGGAGUUCCCGCACCACCACCACCACCACGGCCACCGCCGCGACGACGACGAGGACGACCGCCGUGGCCCACCGCCCCCGGCCUACGGCGGCUACGGCCAGCCGCCGCCGCCCGACCCGUACGGCCGCGCGCCCGUCGACCCCGACCCGUACGGCCGUCCUCCGCCCCAGUCCGCGUACGGCGGCGGGGGUGGGUACGGCAACGUCGUCCACGUCGGGCACGAGCCCGGAGACGGGAGGCCGCACUACGGCGGCGGCGGCCUUGGUGGCGCGUACGGGGGUGGCGGCCCCGAGUACGGCCACGAGGGCCGCCCGCACCACCACGGCGGAUCCGAGUACGGCCACGAGACACGCCCGCACCACGGGGCCGGGGGCGGGGGCGCUGCGCCGGUGAGGCAGCAGACUUACAGGAUCUACUGCAAGGCCGGGGAUGACCAGUAUAGCCUCGCCGCCCGCGACGGCAAGGUCUGCCUCGUGCGCACUGAGCGUAACGACGACACGCAGCACUGGAUUAAGGACAUGAAGUACAGCACUAGGGUGAAGGAUGAGGAAGGCUACCCUGCCAUCGUCCUCGUCAACAAGGCCACUGGAGAGGCUCUCAAGCAUUCCCUUGGCCAGUCACACCCUGUUCCUCUGACCCGCUAUGAUCCAGACAAACUGGAUGAGUCGGUCCUGUGGACAGAGAGCAGGGAUGUUGGGGAUGGAUUCCGCUGCAUUAGGAUGGUCAACAACAUCUACCUGAAUUUUGAUGCUUUACAUGGAGACAAGGACCAUGGUGGUGUGCACGACGGAACAACCCUUGUGCUGUGGGAGUGGUGUGAGGGAGACAACCAGCGCUGGAAGAUUGUUCCAUGGUGAACAAGAAAAUGUGUGGGUGAGCUGCACAAAGGAGCUCCUGUCGUAAUAAGGGAAGUGAUUGGUACUGAAGUUUCUGGAAUAAGAGGCGCUUCUGAGAUGCCUGUGUGAGUAUUGUGUUCCAUUCCGUUUUCAUGAUAAUAAUACAUAACGCAUUAAUUAUUAAUAUUAAUAUUAAUAUAUGUAAUGCGCGACACUACACUAGAUAGCAGCGUUGGUGUAUAUAUAUUGUAUGAACUUAUCGUUGUUGGACUAAGUGUGACGAGUGAUGUAUGAACCUUUGCUUGAUGCACGUAUGCUCUGCUGCUCCUGCUGUGGAAUUUAUGAGUUGGUUAUAUA